UUCCUUCCCUCUUUCCUUCCCUUGGGCGGCGUCUCCCGGCGCUCACAGGGCCGUGCAGAUCCCAGGGUUUCAAGGCCUCCCUAUCCUACGAGGUUCCCAGGUCUACACCAGGGAUGCGAUUUAGCGAUCAGAAGGACAGGUUGGACACAACAUCAUCCAUGGACUAAGACUGAAGGCAGGGCCCCCACCCCGUCUCCAUGAACUUGGUCAUCACCGGCGUCACCCCCGCCCUCUGCCCUGCUGCCCCAGGGUUCCUCUGCCAGCAAGAUGCUGGAUGGAAGCGUGAAGUCCGAGGCCAGGGUCUCGGAACCUAGUCCCACAUGCCAGGACCCGGUGACCAAAGACCCCCACCAGGACCUGCCGAAACCCAGCCAGCCCGCUGCAUCUGGGAGCGUGCCCUGCCUGCCCCGCCGGCGGCCCCAGCCCCAGCGCCCACACCGCUGCCCGGACUGCCCCAAGGCAUUCUCGUACCCAUCCAAGCUGGCCACGCACCGGCUAGCGCACGGCGGCACCCGCCCUCACCCGUGUCCCGACUGCCCCAAGGCCUUCUCCUACCCGUCCAAACUGGCGGCGCACCGCCUAACGCACAGCGGAGCUCGCCCGCACUCCUGCCCACACUGCCCCAAGGCCUUCGGCCACCGCUCCAAGCUGACGGCGCAUCUUUGGACACACGCGCCCUCCCGUCCCUACCCGUGCCCCGAUUGCCCCAAGUCCUUCUGCUACCCCUCCAAGCUAGCGGCCCACCGCCACACGCACCACGCCACGGACGCCCGCCCCUACCCUUGCCCGCACUGCCCCAAAGCAUUCUCGUUCCCCUCCAAACUGGCGGCCCAUCGCCUGUGUCACGAACCCCCCGCUGUGCCCAGCAGCCACACCACUGGCCACCAUCCAUGCUCGACCUGCGGCCAGGCCUUUGGCCAGAGACGCCUCUUGUUGCUUCAUCAACGCAACCACCACCAGUCCGGGGACCAGGGAGAGAGGGAAUGAUGGUCUGUCCUGCCCCCUCUGCCUCCAUCACCUGUCAAUAAA
Messenger RNA from Phodopus roborovskii (desert hamster), 1029 nucleotides. It is a transcript of the gene Znf575, whose product is annotated as zinc finger protein 575. The coding region runs from base 268 to 987 and encodes 239 amino acids. The record is from RefSeq and is a predicted model, not a curated record. The transcript has 4 exons. Gene Ontology annotation, molecular function: DNA-binding transcription factor activity, RNA polymerase II-specific; RNA polymerase II cis-regulatory region sequence-specific DNA binding. Lineage: Eukaryota; Metazoa; Chordata; Mammalia; Rodentia; Cricetidae. Gene Ontology annotation, biological process: regulation of transcription by RNA polymerase II.